AUGCUUCCACGCACCAAGUACAACCGCUUCAGGAAUGACUCGGUGACAUCGGUCGAUGACCUUCUCCACAGCCUGUCGGUGAGCGGCGGCGGCGGCAAGGUCUCGGCGGCGCGCGCGACCUCGGCGGCGGCCCCCUACCUGGUGUCUGGCGAGGCGCUGCGCAAGGCGCCCGACGAUGGGCCCGGCAGCCUGGGUCACCUGCUCCACAAGGUGUCCCACCUGAAACUCUCCAGCUCAGGCCUCCGCGGCCUGUCGUCGGCCCGGGAGCGGGCGGGCGCGCGGCUCUCGGGCAGCUGCAGCGCGCCCAGCCUGGCCGCCCCUGACGGCAGCGCGCCCCCGGCGCCCCGCGCUCCGGCCAUGAGCGCCGCCAGGAAGGGCCGGCCCGGCGACGAGCCGCUGCCCAGGACCCCCCGGGGAGCGCCGCACGCCAGCGACCAGGUGCUGGGGCCCGGAGUCACCUACGUGGUCAAGUACUUGGGCUGCAUUGAAGUUCUACGUUCAAUGAGGUCUCUUGACUUCAGUACAAGAACACAAAUUACCAGGGAAGCCAUCAGCCGUGUUUGCGAAGCUGUGCCCGGUGCCAAAGGAGCCUUCAAGAAGAGAAAGCCUCCAAGCAAAAUGCUGUCCAGCAUCUUGGGGAAGAGCAACCUCCAGUUUGCGGGGAUGAGUAUCUCUCUGACCAUUUCCACUGCCAGCCUGAACCUGCGGACGCCCGACUCCAAACAGAUCAUAGCAAACCAUCACAUGCAGUCCAUCUCCUUCGCCUCUGGGGGGGAUCCGGACACAACAGACUAUGUGGCAUAUGUAGCUAAGGACCCUGUGAAUCGCAGAGCUUGUCACAUUCUAGAAUGCUGUGAUGGGCUGGCCCAAGAUGUCAUCGGCGCCAUCGGACAAGCCUUCGAGCUCCGGUUUAAGCAAUACCUGCAGUGUCCUUCCAAGAUCCCUGCUCUCCACGAUCGAAUGCAGAGUCUGGAUGAGCCAUGGACAGAAGAGGAGGGAGAAGGCUCCGACCACCCGUACUACAACAGCGUCGUAAGCAAGAUGCCUCCUCCAGGAGGGUUCCUUGACGCUCGACUGAAAACCAGACCCCAAGUUCCUGACACAGCCCAGUUUGCAGGAAAAGAGCAAACGUAUUACCAGGGAAGACACUUAGGAGACGCGUUUGGUGAAGACUGGCAGCCAACAGCUGUCAGGCAAGGGUCAUUGGACAUCUACAGCAUGCCAGAAGGGAAACUGCAUAUAGAACCCACAGGAGAAGCGCCCACCUAUGUCAACACCCAGCACAUCCCACCGCAGGCAUGGCCAGCUGCCGCCAUCAGCAGCACAGAGAGCAGCCCACGGAAAGACCUCUUUGACAUGAAACCUUUUGAAGAUGCUCUCAAGACCCAGCCCUUGGGGACCGUGUUGAGUAAGGCAGCCUCCGUGGAGUGCCUCAGCCCCGUGGCACCCAGAGCCCCGGACGCCAAGAUGCUGGAGGAACUGGAGGCAGAGCCUUGGUACCAAGGAGAGAUGAGCAGGAAGCAGGCAGAGGGGCUGCUGGAGAAAGAUGGAGACUUCCUGGUCAGGAAGAGCACUACCAACCCGGGCUCCUUUGUCCUCACGGGCAUGCACAACGGCCAGGCCAAGCACCUGCUGCUGGUGGACCCAGAAGGCACGAUCCGGACGAAGGACAGGGUCUUCGACAGCAUCAGCCACCUCAUCAGCCACCACUUGGAGAGCAACCUGCCCAUUGUCUCUGCUGGGAGCGAGCUCUGUCUCCAGCAGCCUGUGCAGAGGAAGCAGUGA
Molecule: messenger RNA, 1785 nt
Organism: Cynocephalus volans (Philippine flying lemur)
Lineage: Eukaryota; Metazoa; Chordata; Mammalia; Dermoptera; Cynocephalidae
Gene: SHC3
Product: SHC adaptor protein 3
Exons: 12
Coding region: 1-1785 (594 amino acids)
Biological process (GO): intracellular signal transduction; cell surface receptor protein tyrosine kinase signaling pathway
Cellular component (GO): plasma membrane
Molecular function (GO): receptor tyrosine kinase binding
Source: RefSeq, a predicted model, not a curated record